This is a messenger RNA of [Torrubiella] hemipterigena, 4839 nucleotides long. The record is from the annotation of a GenBank genome assembly. Lineage: Eukaryota; Fungi; Ascomycota; Sordariomycetes; Hypocreales; Clavicipitaceae.
AAAAUAUUUGGAGCCUCGUAAAUCCCACCAAAUCUUUCCCACUGUUUGCCAGAUUGCAGGAGAAUUCGACUACAAACAGAGUCAUCAAUAGCGGUUUCUUGAGAGAAGACACAGCAUAGAAGAGAGCACAGAACAAAGGCCAUAUUGCCGAAGACAUACACAAACACACGGAACGACAGCAAACACCAAAAUCAAAGGGAUAUGGUAGCUGGAGAAGGCGAUAGCGCAACUGUAGGGGGUGGUAGUGCAGGUGGCAGCGAAAACAACAACAACAACACAGGAGGCCAGAGAUCAGGCAAUAGAGGCCGCGGUGGUGGCCGCGGCCGUGGAUCUCGUGGCGGCGACGGCCAGCGCGGAGGAGGCGGCCAACGACGCGGACGAGGAGGCCAACGAGGAGGAGACGGUGGACGACCGGCCAACCCAGCUGCGCAAGAUAUCAAAGAUGCAGCUGAAGCUGCCGGAGCCACCGUCACGUCGACCGUGGCCAAGAUGACACAGGCGGCCCCGGGCGGCGAGGUUUCGGAUGCCGAUGUCUGCUUCAUCUGCGCCAAUCCCGUGGCUCACCACUCCAUUGCGCCCUGCAACCACACGACCUGUCACAUCUGUGGCCUGCGCAUGCGAGCUCUCUACAAGACAAAGGACUGUGCACACUGCCGAACACCAGCGCCGUAUGUCAUCUUCACAGACGAUGCCGAGAAGCGCUUCGAAGAUUACAAAGACAACGAGUUCACCACCUCCGACACCAACAUCGGCAUCCGGUACACAAACGAAGACAUUGUCGGCGACACGGUGCUCUUAUUGCGCUACAACUGCCCCGAUUCGUCGUGCGACUUUGCCGGCUUGGGCUGGCCCGACCUCCAUCGCCAUGUCAAGUCUACGCAUAAGAAGCGUAUGUGUGACCUGUGCACGAGGAACAAGCGCGUCUUUACACACGAACACGAAUUGUUUACGGAAAAGGAGCUUGAUAAGCACAUGAAGCGCGGCGACGACAAGCCCGGCGCUGCCGACCAGACUGGUUUCAAGGGCCAUCCGCUGUGCGCCUUUUGCGGUGAGCGAUUCUACGACGACGACAAGCUCUACGAGCAUUGCCGCAUGAAGCAUGAGCGCUGCUUCUUGUGUGAUCGCCGAGAUUCGCGCCAGCCUCACUAUUAUCAGGACUACAACGCCUUGGAGAGGCACUUUAAGAAGGACCACCAUCUCUGCGCAGACAGUGAAUGUAUGGAGAAGAAGUUUGUUGUGUUUGAGUCAGAAAUGGAUCUGCAGGCACAUCAGAUCUCUGAACACGGCGGCAAGUCGAUCGGCAGAGAUGCUAGAACAGUAGAUAUGUCCGGCUUCGAUCUCCGUCAAUCGUACCAGCAAGAACGACGCCAUGGAGGUGGUGGUGACGGUGCAGGAAGAGGAGGACGGACUGGCCGUGGACGUGGCCGCGGUAGAGAUCCGAAUGAAGAGACGGUUCCUGCGCCGUACAACCAGCCACUACGACGCGACGAGAUUGCUUUCCAGCGACAAAUGGCGAUUCACUCAGCGCAGUCUGUAUCUACACGCACGUUUGGCGGCUCAUUAACAGCGCCUGCUCAGAACCCAACACCAGCUGCCGCCGCUGCAGCUGCUGCAGCCUCUUCUCAACCGACAUCACGAAAUGCCAGCGGUACCAACACACCUCGCCAUCCUCCUGGCUCUACUCCUGCUACUGCUCCCAGCAACGCUUCUGCAGUGGCUGCGUCCAUCGAAAACCUCACCAUUGCAGACACGGCCAACAUGGCUCCCGAAGAACGCGCUCGUCUUGUGCGCCACAACUCAGUCAUUGAGCGCGCUUCUAACCUGCUCGCCAACGACCGCAACAAGGUGGCCAAGUUCCGCGAGCACAUCUCGUCAUACCGCCAAGGCAGCUUCACUGCCACCCAGCUCGUCGACGCCUUCUUCACCCUGUUUGCUGAUGUAUCGUCGAAUGCCUUGGGCACGUUGACGCGCGAGGUUGCUGAUCUCUUCGAGAACAAGGCCAAGGGCGAUGCUCUGCGCAAGGCGUGGCAGGACUGGCGGGCCAUCAACGAAGACUACCCGAGCCUUCCUGGACUGAGCGGUAUGCAAGGCAGCUCUUCGGGCUCUGGCGGCUGGGCUGGUGCGGCUGCUUCUAACCCGCUCGGCGGUAUCCCAGGAGCUAAGACCUCCAACCGUGUGCUCAAGCUCAAGAACAGCACUCGCUUGGGCGGCCCGGCCGUGGCUACUCCCACCAUCUCGACAACUUGGUCGUCAUCGCCAGCUGUGCGUCCACCACCUGCGUCGUCGUUCCCGUCCUUGUCGGCUGCUGCUGCUACACCAACCAACAAGACAAGCACCAAGAUCACCACAGCGGCCAGUAAGCCAUCGUGGACUGCUGCAUCUUCGACUGCGACGGCAGCCCGUGCCAUUGAGUCCACACGGUCCAAGUCUGCAUUCCCUGCUCUGCCUGCGGCACCAAAGCCUCAGACCACAAUCUUUGGCUACGGCAGUGGUCGUGCAGUGAGACGAGACUAUGGCCACGCACAGUCGAACUUCCAAUGGGGCUCGUCCAACAAUAACACGGACACUGAGGGCGAUGGUAAUGCCGAUGAAGAAGGAGAAGGUAAAGGCAAAAAGGGCAAGAAGGGUAAAAAGGUUCUUGUGCAGUGGGGUUAAAGAGCGACAUUUGCAUUCAUUUUGCAUGCAUGGUAAGCGGGGAUGAUUUUAGCAUGGCGAAAGCAUAGUGGGCAGAUGUUGUUUUUGUUUGAUCUACAGGGAAUCAAACAGCCCUGUGAAGGCUAGAAUACAAUUUUUUAUAUACAUAUUAACACAUAUACAUUCUAUAUACAUUACAUAUUACAUUGCAUCAUGACCGUAAUUGUACAUAUAUCACAUCCCAUCACUGAGUAUCUACGCCAGAUUGUCCUCGUAGCCCAUGAAAAAGUCCUCGAGCAGCCCAAAGUCCAUAAACAGCGACUCGCUCAGCUCCAUCUCGGCAUCUGUGCUCGCCGUAGGCUGCUGAGUCUGCUCGUUUUGCUGGUGCUGCUCUCUCAAAUCAUCGGCCUCACGAUCUGCAUCGCCAAAGAGCCGUGCGAGCCCCUGCGCAAAGUUCCAGCUGUACGAGAGCUCCAGUAAUGUGGCCAGCAGCGCUUUCAGAGUCCGCGAGGCGCUGCUAGCCAUGAGCGGGUUUGGGUGGCGGAUGUCGCGCUUGAGCUGAAGCAUCGUCGUCCAUACUGCAUGUACUCCGAAGAAGUUGAGCAGCUGCAAGGCCUUGGUGGCAUCCAGUGAUUGCAGCAUCGCCGCAGUCUGGGUUGUUGCCUCAGCAGCAACGAUAGGGUUGGCUGUGGUGGUUUCGUUGCGAGGGGGGAAAGUGUCUGGAGACGAUGGUGGCUCGCGGUGUAGCAGGAUCACGAGCGUGCUGUAGUUGAGAUGCAAGAUCGCCCGCCACGGGGCACUGCUGUUGGGUCCUGAUGAGGCAGAUGGGAAUAGUGAGGGAGGGCCCAAGGAGGGAGGUAGAUGGCUUGCAAAGUCGGCGAGCUGUUGAUCAACAGACCGGCCAGAGUGGUUGAGGGUUGGAGUUGGGCGGAGGGCCCAGCGAUGGCGCAUGACUUGGGAGAUGAGGAUGCAGAGGCGCGAGUGGGCAAUGAUGAAGUCGGCCUGGGCAUUGGGGAUGCCUUCGAGGUCGCUUAGUGUGAUUUCAGGCACAUCGCAGUCGUCGAGGUUGCUGUGAAGAUAUCUGUGUUAGCAAAGAACAAAGCGAAAUACAUUGAGACGUGGAGAAGAGAAGAACGUACAUGGCCUGCGGCCGGCCAUAUGCCAGCGCCAUGAGGGCAUCAAACUGAAAGAGCAUCCACCACGUACGAAUCCAGCUGCGCCGCUGCAACGGCGGGUGCUUUGCAUGCGUAGGAUCACGAUGCAUACCGAUGCCAAUGGCCGUACGGGCAGCAAAGCCAAUCCAGUACCACGAGUUGGCAAUCACUUCUUCAAGCCCAUCAGCAUACCAAGUCAACAGCAGCGCCGACUGCACAUAUAUGAGUCUGUCCUGCUCAGAACGGGCAUCCAUCAGCGACUUGGCCCGGCGAAAGAAGAUGGCCUGGUGAUGCUUGAGCUCGGGCUUCUCGCGGACAAGCACAUGUGCGCCGACAAGCAGCACUGCGUUGAGCAGCGGCAGCGACACGGGGUCUCGGGCAUCGUUACCGGAAACUUGUAUACGAAAAUGUUCCUCGUCGAUAAUCGGCCAGCCGCAGUUAAUAUGCGUAAAGUAUGCGUCGAGAAGCUCCUGUUCAAGAGCAGGCGGCGGACGGGCAAACGAGUCCGCUGGUAGACUAUCGAGACGAUAGGACGUGUGUCGCGGAUGAUACUGUCUGUUGCUAAAGUGGUGGAUGCGAGCAUCGCGAUCAAGAAGCUGGCUGCUCUGCCGGACGAGAUACUGAAAGUUGGACGGCUCGUUGCCAAUGUAGCAGACUCUACUCUUGUGGUCGAGAUUGGCGGUGCGUAUUGUUUCUUUGCCGAGAAAGUCGGCAAUAUUGCCGCUCUCGUGAGCCGAGUCGUCGUGUGAUUCGGUGUAUAUGGGAUGAAUAUAAGAGGGUUUCUCUUUGUCGAUGACUCGCUUGGGCCGCAGCAGAGGAAGAGCUGGUAGUGUGUUUGUUGGCGAUGCCGACGCAGCAGAGAGCGUCUUGCGUUUGACGUGUACUUUGCAAUCGGCAAUCUUUUUCAUACGACAGUUGGAACAUGGUGAGCUACCAGUCGCCGAGAUGUCACAGCGCACUUUACGGCGAUGACAGUGAUUGCACGCCUGCUUGGCUAUCCGCAUUUUCUUCCGUUAGCAUCGAUACAAUACAGUAAACUCGGUGGUCUGAC